Oncorhynchus mykiss (rainbow trout) is the source of this 8708-nucleotide messenger RNA. NCBI's taxonomy places the organism in Eukaryota, Metazoa, Chordata, Actinopteri, Salmoniformes, Salmonidae. The record is from RefSeq and is a predicted model, not a curated record.
ACGAGCUGGUGCAAAAGUUGAUAGUUAGGGUUAUCGCAUGUAAAGUGGGUUACGCAAAGUGGAAAAAUCGGUCCCUGGCUGCACUUUAUACAGGAAAUCAAGGGAAGAAGGCACCACAUGUAGCUGUUGUCCUAUAAAACGUACGGAGAUGGUUAGUAGCAAUCAAAAUAGUAAAUAUGAUUUACUGUAAAUAAUCCUGCAGCCAACCUUGCAUCGCUGCGUGUGUGUAGGAAGCACUUCGGCGACGAUGCAUAUGAACGAGAUAUGCCAUCAGAAAGGACAAGGUACAGCUGUUGCUACUGUACUUCCAUGGACUGGAUCUGGCGCAGUGCCAAAAUACAAAGGCGCGUUUGAGAAGAGAACGCGUCAAAGCAAACGUGCGAAGGAGACUGAGAGCAGCAGGAAAAGGGAGGAGUGUGAAGAUCUUGACGAGGCAGUGAAGAAAAAUAAUCAAACAUGUCAGACCUUGGAGAAUGAGCUUCAAGAUGUUCUCCAGGAGAAGAAGCACUUGAGUCUCCACUUGUUCAACAAUAGCCAGAACACAGUCCAAUAUGAACAGGUGAAGUCAGAGUAUGCGCAGCUCAAAGAGACCCUUGGUGCUGUGACUCAGGAGAGAGAUUCAGCCCUGCGGGAGAAGACCCAGCUCCAAGGCAAACUGGAGAACCUAGAGCAGGUGCUAAAGCAUAUGCGCGAGGCUGCAGAGCGGAGGCAGCAGCUAGAGUUGGAGCAUGAGCAAGCCUUGGCUGUACUCAAUGCAAAGCAGCAGGAAAUUGACCUUCUGCAGAAGGCUCAGGUUGAGGCUAAGAAGGAGCAUGAGGGUGCCGUUCAUCUGUUAGAGAACCACUUGGACAGCAUGCAGGCAAAAGUCCGAGAGCUGGAGGAGAAAUGUCGGACACAGAGUGAGCAGUUCAACCUCCUGUCCAAAGAGCUGGAGAAGUUCCGGCUACAGACUGGAAAGUUUGAUAUCCUUGGCAGUGGCACCGAUCCCUUAACAGCGGGUGAAACCCCCGGAUCUCCCAACAAAUCCCUCUCCCAGCUCCUCAACGGGCUGGCUGCCCCCACAGUGAAAGGCAAUGAGAGUCCGCUGAGCAGAUCUGUGAUCUCUGAGUUCAUCCGACCGCUCCAGAUCAGUGGGGACAAGCCGGAGCUCCUGUCUGUAAAGCCAACAUUCCUCACCCGCAGCAGCAGCCAAGCUGAGAGCUCCCAACGGGCCCUCCUCACCGAGAUGGACAAAGAACUAAGCUCAACGACUAGGACCAAGAAGAGGUUCACAGGCAAGGUCCGUCUGUGCGUCGCCCGGUACAGUUAUAACCCCUGUAAUGGGCCCAAUGAGCAUCCUGAGGCAGAGCUCCCCCUGGUGGCAGGGAAGUACCUCUACGUGUACGGCACCAUGGAUGAUGACGGCUUCUAUGAAGGAGAGCUGCUGGAUGGACAGCAGGGCCUCGUCCCUUCCAACUUUGUGGACUUUGUUAAGGAUGAGGAGAUGCCCUCUGCUCAGCACAGGGACGGGGCCAAAGAGUCAGGCUACCUCAGUAGUAACCACAGCAGCCUGGGCUCCACAGGGCUGGGCAGCAUGUGCCUGAGCAGCAUCAGCAGCCUGCUGUCUGAUAGUAAGCUGGACCUGGAGACCAGCCUGGAGAGAAACCUGGAGAGAAACCUGGGGAGCAACCUCAGUUCCACUUUGGGUUCAACUCACUGUUCCACUCUUGGCAGCCACAUGGGUUCCACUCACGGUUCCACUCUGGGCAGCCACAUGGGUUCCACUCACGGUUCCACUCUGGGCAGCCACAUGGGUUCCACUCUGGGCAGCCACAUGGAUUCCACUCUGGGAAGCCACAUGAGUUCCACCCACGGUUCCACUCUGGGUUCCACUCACUGUUCCACUCUGGGUUCCACUCUGGGUUCCACUCUAGGCAGCCACAUGGGUUCCACUCUGGGUUCCACUCACUGUUCCACUCUGGGUUCCACUCACGGUUCCACUCUAGGCAACCACAUGGGUUCCACUCUGGGUUCCAGUCACGGUUCCACUCUAGGCAACCACAUGGGUUCCACUCUGGGUUCCAGUCACGGUUCCAGUCACGGUUCCACUCUAGGCAACCACAUGGGUUCCACUCUGGGUUCCAGUCACGGUUCCACUGGCCUGGGUUCCAGUCUGAGCAGCACUCUGACUAGCCUGGGCAGCAGCAGCCUGGGCAUGGACUUUCUGGGCUCCAUGGGUUCCUGCAGUAACGGGACAGGGACCCUGGAUGUCAGCAUUGACGAGAUUGGUGAAAACAUCGUGCCUUACCCUCGCCGCAUCAAUCUGAUCAAACAGCUGGCCAAGAGUGUGAUCGUGUGCUGGGACCCUCCGGUGGUGCCGCCCGGCUGGGGCUCCAUCAGUGGCUACAACGUCCUGGUGGACAAGGAGGUGAGGAUGAGUGUGCCUUUUGGAGGCAGGACAAAGUCGCUCGUUGAAAAGCUGAACCUGGCCACCAACACCUACCGCAUCUCGGUGCAGAGCAUCACGGAGCAAGGCCCGUCUGACGAGCUACGCUGCACACUGCUGGUGGGGAGGGACGUGGUGGUGGCUCCUUACUACCUGAGGGUGGACAACAUCACACAGACCUCUGCUGAGCUCUCCUGGCAGCCUAGCAACAGCAACUACAGCCACACCAUCUUCCUGAACGACGCUGAGUAUGACAUGGUGAAGGCAGGGGCCUACAAGUACCAGUUCUUCCAACUGAAGCCCAUGACCGUUUACAAGGUGAAGGCUGUGGCGCGAACACACCAGAUGCCUUGGCAGCUGCCCUUGGAGCACAGGGACAAGAGGGAGAUCUCUGUGGAGUUCUGCACCCAGCCUGCAGGUCCUCCCUUCCCUCCCCAGGAGGUGCAGGUCCAGUUGGGCCAGAACCCUGGGGUGCUGCAGGUACGAUGGAAGCCCCCCCUCCUCACCCCCACUGGAACCUCCAACGGAGCCAACGUGAUUGGCUAUGCCGUGUGCACAAAGGGACAAAAGAUAGCGGAGGUGAUGUACCCUACGGCAGACUAUGUGACAGUGGAGCUGAACAGGAUCCAGUGUCUGGAGGCCAGGGAGGUCAUUGUCAGGACGUUAUCAGCAGAAGGAGAGUCUCAGGACUCUCCCGUGGCCACCAUACCGCACAGUAUCCUGGGGCCUCCCCAUCACUCACCCCACCAUCGCCCCCCUGCACACCCCCAUCCUUUGCCCCAGCACCAUCCGCCACACACACAAACACACCCGCCCUACCCCCAGACCUACCCCUUGUCACACCCCCAACCUCAGGUCCACCCUCAAUCCCAGCCCUACACCUUGCCCCAUGGUCAGCCGCUGCGCCACCCACCCCCUCACCCCCACCCCCAUCACCAGCCUUACCCCAUGUCUAAGCCCAAACUAGUAAGUGCCAGAGAGUCAGAAACCAAAGAGCAUGAGGUAGGCCUGCGGCCUGGCCCGCCCUGGGAACGCUCCCUCUCGCCCCUCCCUCCUCCCAUGUGUGGACACACUCUGGAGCCGCCCCACUUCCAGGGGCGCCGUUCGCCCUCUCCUCAGAGGAUUCUGCCCCAGCCUCAGGGAGCCCCCAUCCCCAACACCAUCGCCAAGGCCAUGGCCAGGGAAGCUGCACAGAGAGUGUUCGCUGAGAGUAACCGGAUUGAGAAGAGGAACAUCUUCAGUGAGCGGAGCAUAAACUCUGACGAGGAGGAGGAUGGUUAUGACUCUCCCCACACCAGGAGGAGAGGGGCCUCUGUGGACGAGUUCCUCAGAGGCUCUGAACUAGGGAGACAUGUACGGCACCACUACAGCCACAGUGAAGAGUACCAGACAGAGAGCAGCCGCGGCUCAGACCUGUCUGACAUCAUGGAGGAGGAUGAGGAUGACCUGUACUCUGAGAUGCAGCUGGAGGAGGGCCGUCGACGCAGCAUCAACUCUCACAACACUCUCAAGAAGUAUUACAGGCGUCAGGACCUGGGAGAGGAGAGGGACUGCUGGGACCUACAGAGGGAGGUGGUGAGACAGAAGUCCCUGCGUCGUAAACGGCUCCACAGCAUCCCUGAGGUGGCCGAGGACGAGCCCGACGGAGUCAAUGGGAUGGGUCAUCAUCAUCAGCGCCUGCGCUUUGAUGACGGAGGCAGGCCUGGUACACCCCGCAUGCAUCGCAGGGGCCCCCGUAUCUCCCAGCAGCACCCCCAUCAGCACAACCACCUCUCCCCCAGCAAGAACCACCGCCGCCUGCUGCAGCGUCAGCACUCCUCUCCCCGCUAUGCCUACGCUUUCGAGGAGCGCAGCCUGCGCCGGCUCACCAAGAGUCCUGACAGUGGCCUGGACUGUGGCAGCGAGGAGGAGGGCUCUUUGGGGUACAGGGGUUACCCCCACGGCAGCCCCAUGAGGGGCCAUAUCCGCUACAUCCACUGUGAGGGGCCGGUAGAACGAAGGGCUCUGGCUGCAGGCAGGAAGAAGCAGCUGACACGGCAGUGCAGCAUGGAUGAGGACUACUGUGACAGCCCUAAGACGGGCCACCUGUCUGACCUGAAGAACAGGGAGGUGCACUACGGGCCAACGCGGGAGCCAGGGCAAAGCCCCAGACACGGAGCCCUGAGCGAGGGCAGGCUCCACGAGCUGGACAGGGCCUAUCACAGGGACCUUAGGGCCAGCUAUGUGAACAGGCUCAACAGGGUCUCGGACCAGCCGCUGAUUAUAGGGAACUCCCCCUCCCAUGGAUGCUCCCAUGGCGACCGGCUGGACCAUUCAGGGAGGAGGCCGGUCCACGGCGGCAACCCCCCACAGCGACGGCCCAUGAUGGUUCCUUCCAUUGAGAUCACCAUGAUGGAGAGUAACAGUGAGGGGAGUGAGGGGAACUUCUCACCUGGCAAGGAGAAUGCUUACUAUCACGGCAGUGUAGCUCGGCACAGGAUAUGGCAUCAUAAUGAUGGGUACGGCGGGCAGGGCCGCGGGCGCCGGUCGCCAGAAUACUACGAAGAGUCAGAGGACCUGGCACGUAUAUUUGUGGCCCUGUUUGACUACGACCCCCUGUCCAUGUCCCCCAACCCUGAUGCUGCUGACGAGGAGCUGCCCUUCAAAGAGGGGCAGAUCAUCAAGGUGUUUGGGGAUAAGGACACGGAUGGUUUUUACAGGGCAGAGAUCCGUGACCGUCCAGGUCUGAUCCCCUGUAACAUGGUGUCAGAGAUCCAGACUGAGGAUGAUGAGAUGAUGGACCAGCUACUCAAACAGGGCUUCCUCCCACUCAACACUCCUGUAGAGAAAUUAGUGAACUGCGACCGCUUCAAAGAUGGCCGCUCAAUAAACCGCAGGUCCCGAAAAUCCAAGCGAGAGAGGAACAGGCGGAGUGGGCGUCAGCACCCCUCGUCCACACGUAGAAUGGUGGCCCUGUAUGACUACGACCCCAGGGAGAGCUCCCCCAACGUGGAUGUGGAGUACGGGAGAGACGGGCUGAAUGAGGCUGAACUGACAUUCUGCGCUGGUGACGUCAUAACAGUUUUUGGUGAAAUUGAUGAAGAUGGGUUUCAUUAUGGCGAGCUCAAUGGACACAAAGGUCUUGUUCCCUCUAACUUUCUAGAAGAAGUGCCUGAUGAUGUUGAGGUUUUUCUCACUGACACUCCAUGUGGAGAUUCUCGAUACCCGCAGGACGCUGCAGCGCGGAUAAAGACCAAAAGGGUUCCGUUGGAAAAAUCGAGUCCGCCCAGAAGAGCUGCCUACCCCAAAGUGCACCAACACAUCCCCGGCACUGGCCCUGCUACCGUGGGGCCUGGCAGUCCCAUCAGGGGCCCCCGCGACUUGUCCUCCAAAAAGAAAAAGGGACUGCUCUCCAAAGGGAAGAAACUAUUGAAAAGACUUGGCGCUGUAAAAUAACCCCUUCAUAUACUUGAAGUAUAUUACCAACCACAUCAUAGAGGGCUCUAUUCAAUCUGUAGUGCUGAAGCGGUACCGAUUCCGUGAUAGAAAUGUAAAGGUCAUUUCCAAUUGAGCAGUGUUUACCAUGAAUGCAGUCUCCACUCCACUCCACUGCACUCCACUCCACUCCACUCCACGGGUACAUUGCCUUUAUAUUUCAAUCACGCUGAAAAGCUGAAUUUCCUCGAUGCGGAUUGAAUAGAGCCCUAAAUCUCAAACACUUCCAUUACUGUAAGUUCAGUCCUGUGAGACGAAAAAAUCCACUGGUUGAAGAUUUUGAUGCCAUAUAAUAACCAGUCAGAUGCUGUACUCUUACACAUCUGUUGUUGUCUACUAGAAACCAUUUAUUUUUUAAUUGCAGUGUGUAUUUUGAAUAAGGUCCAGGGACCUCAUUUGACAUUUAAUGUCAUAAGCCAACCUCUCUGGUCAUGUAUAUUUUGCUAUCUGAAGCACAGGACUGCAAUGCGAUGGGAUAAAAUAUUCUCCAUCUUGAAAUGGCCAAUAGUACGUAGGUGUGUGUUUGACUGAAGACUACAAUGUCCCCCAGAAUAGGAGGUGUUUAAACCAGUCUCUUUGGGGCUGAGAUCAAACGAUAGAGCUCAGAAUGGCCAGUCAACAUCAUACUUGAUGAGACUACUACUGGUGGCCCUUCCUAACCAUACACUUCAUGUUGUAGUACCCAAAUGAGGCAAGGAAAAGAGCAGUUUUAUGGCCAGGCAGCUGAGGUCCUUGUAUGGGAACUGUAUGGGAGGUUUGCAUGUUUUACCUGAAAGCACAUCCAGAAUGAUCAUUCCCACCCAACAUUUGAAGCACAUGCUAACUGAUGGCCUUUUCUAUCAGAACAUGUUAGCAAGGCACAUGUGCAUGCUAUGUCGGUGCAUUUGAUGACAGAAUCUACACUGAGCAAAAUGUACUAAAUUAAUUUUAGUAGUAAAAAGCAUGUCCUCGUUUUCUUUACCUCCAUACAGAAUAUUCCAUACAAACCUAAUUGUCAGAUUGGUUCUCAGUUCAACUCAAGCCCAGGUACACAUUUGACUAGUCACGACCUAGCACCUGAAGUCAAGAUCUGUGCACUGGUAAAAUAUGCUACAUCUCCAGAAAGACCGAAGUCAGAUAAGCAAGUAUCAAUUCCUAACAGCAAGUAUUAGUUCUUCAAACACACCAAAAGACCUCUGGACAAGCACAUUAGAUAGGAAAGGGUUUCAAGAUUCAGUUUCUUUAUUUUUUAAGUAGUUGAAUGGUCAUGAAAUGCCUAGUUGAAACCAACCUCCAUGUAUUUGCCUUAUAAAUGCACAAUUGUUUGUGUCCAGUCAGUGGAGAUUUUUUUAUGUCUUGUAUGCAUUCAUGUCAUUGCAAUACAUCCUUCUAAACAUGAAAUAUUUUUGCAAAAGAUGUUUAUCAAAGCUCGUGAUGUGCAUUUUAUUACUUGUAAGAGUGUCAUGUUUUCUGGAGGAGCUGAGCAUUAUUAGCUUGUUUGAAACUUCAGAAGGCCCAACUUUACACUCUUCAUGUUCUGUCCACAUUAAAAUGACAUAAAGAGAAAAAAAAGAAAGAAGUGUGGUGAAAAUGUAAAGGUGUAUUUAAUGUUUUUUUUUGUCUGUACAUUGUCACUAUUUUGGCACAAAAAAUUCAAGGCACUUUUAUUUUGUUCUUCGUGUUAUAUACAGUACUUGCAAUGUGUUCAUUCUGCAUUCACAAUCCCAUUUUGACAUAGGUUUGUGUACAAGACAAUGGACAAGAAGGAAAUGCAAUUGAAGGCCGGUUCAAUCAAAACUGUUUCCAGGAUAAGUUUAAAUCAGCAUUCUUCCUGUGCAACAACAAAGCAUGGUGUGAAUUAAUGUGCAGUUGGUUACCAUUUUGUUUAAAACAAAACAUUUUUGUAGAGUACACUACAAACUUGCAUUAUGCAGUAGGAUAAUGUUAUGUUUGACUUAUCCCAGACACAAGGUUUGAUAGAAUAACCUUCAUUGGAUGUAAGUCAUAUUAAGUUAUUUCUGUUACAUAGAAAUUGUGAUUUCAACAAGACAAGUCUACCUCCAUAAUGACCCCUAGAAUUCCAACUAAUUUGACUCCAUGUUCACAGAAGCCAACUCCAUUUCAUUGAUGAAACUGAGCUCUUUCUGUUUGCCCAGAAGUAUUGUAUUUGUGUCAGCCCCCAACUAGCACAUAUAGUAGUGAAUGUAUGAUUAAUUGAAAGCCAAUGUAUUAUAUUUAUCAAAACUAUCCAUGAUGAGUAUGCAGAUGUCCAGCCGUUUUCUGGUCCAGUUUGUAUGUGAAAUGAAACCUUUUUCCAUCUGUUAAGAACCUCUUACACUAUUUUGUUCAUCAUUUCAUCUUUCCAUUCAAUUUACAUCACUGUUUUGUUUUUGAACUACUACUUACAUGAGAUUUGAACUGAGACUGCCAAAAAAGAAUGUAUCAAAAGCAUUCUGUAUAACGUUCUGUACAAUUCUCAGCCAAAUAGGCAUUUCAAUCUACAGUUAAUAGAUGUACAUCUUUUCCAUAAUAAGUUGUCCGUCAUUGCUUCUAUACAUAUUGUUUGAGUGACUUGCUCUUUUUGUACUUUGUCCAUUUGUAAAUUGUUUUUAAAUGUUUAUACUUGAUUUUCAGACUGCCUUUUUUGUACAUAAAAAUUUAUAAUCAAACUGUGCAAAGCUUUCCCCAUGGUGUCUUCAAAACCAUGUUUUAAAAGUCUGCAAUUGUGUGCUAGCUUUAUGAAAAGAAAUAGCCUAUAUUGGGGGUUACAAAAUAUUGUGUGGGUGUGCAUGUGCAAUUUUUUUUAUAAAACAAAUUUGAUAUUUUGUAA